Ectocarpus siliculosus is the source of this 2110-nucleotide messenger RNA. Lineage: Eukaryota; Phaeophyceae; Ectocarpales; Ectocarpaceae. The record is from the annotation of a GenBank genome assembly.
GUAAAGCGUAUCAUCAACACGAGACCUCAGCGAGGAGGCCUUUGUGAGCGCGCAACCGUCGCGCUUACUAAUACGCUUUCCUUCGUCUGUGACACAGGGAAAACGGGUGGUGAUCGAUCUCGUCGACAUCGAUCGGCGGGAUCGGCUCGCUGGCACCUGCCCGGGAGACCUGCGAGGAGUGCGGAAAGGCGGCAAUAAAUACCCUCCAAUAUCCGCCAUCUACGAUCUCCCUACCUCGAGUAUCUCGUUGCUCCAAUGCGCCGCCGCAACAAAGGUCGCUGGACGAAGGACGAGCACGAGCGGUUUCUCUCCGUGGUGGGACAGUUGGGCAAGACAACAGAAAGCUGGAAGUUGAUUUCAAAGUUUGUCGUUACGACGAGGUCGCCUGCUCAGGUCCGCACCCACGCGCAGAAAUACUUUCAGAGAAUUGGUCAGGGGCGACCAUUUCCCGACGAGCCGUACGCCGAUGAUCGUCUUGACGACGGCGAGGGACACGAGCAGAACGAGGAAGAAAAAGAACGACAACAAGACCAAGAGGGCGGCCGGUCUACCGCUGCAGGGGAAGCACCACCACCGCAAAUCAAGGCAACUCCCGACGGUGCUCGUUGCCACUCGCCCCCGUCCAGUGGACUGAUGGUGGUGGUAAAGGUGCCGUCCGUGGUCUCGCUGAUCAAUAGCUACGACGACGGUGGCGGUUUCCCCCAGGCCGGCGGCACCCCCGCUCUGCCACCGUCGUUGUGUUCCCCGUGCGGGCUCUUUCCAGGAUUCACGCCCAAACAGGACGGGCAAGACUCUUCUCUGGACCCGCACGUGGCGGCAGCGGCGGCGGAAACGGCGGCAGGGGCGGCUGCGCUCGGCCACGACUUGGACGGAGGCAUGUUCCUGCCCAGCGGCGGUAGUGGAGAGGGAUCAUCGGCGGCGCCACCGCUGCCACCGCUAUGGAGCGACAUCGGAGAUUCCAGCGGGGCCAGCUGUGGCGGAUCGCUCUCGAUGCCCUAUGACGGGCGUAGCGGCUCUCCUCUGGACAACUGGCCCUCGGAAUUCGAUCUGUAGGACCCCCUGUCCGCCGCUAUGUCAGCCUUGGUUAGUGUUGGCAACAACGUCAACAACUCGGCAGGUGGUGUGAAUGCUGGAGGUGUGCCGAGCCGAGCGCACAGCAUCAUCAUUUCUCGUCCUUCUGACAAACCUCUCGGCUGUCACAGAAGGUUGGGGCUCGCGAGUUUAAUGUCCUGGUUCAAGACGGAUCAUUUGAAAAAACACACCACCGGUGGGUUUCUGAGCGGUGAUUCCGUGCAUGACUCAUGCUGGCUUUCGCCUAUGAUAACACGUGGAAGGAAGGGGGCCAGGGACCCUCGGUACCAUUCUUCGUAUUUUUCAUUUUUUCGUGGCAAAAAGGGUCUGUCUAUUAGUAUUUGCACCAAUUGCGAUAUUUCUGUCGUCUUGGACCUUUCCACUCCCGUAUGCGUACGGUGUUCCUUGUUUUCAUGCAGCCACAGAAGCUACAAAGUGACUUCCAACCGCCUCUGAUAUCAGUUGCGGCAGCUGGUUGAUGUACAGUAUUUUCCUCUCUUUUGUGACAAGGCGAGGCUUCCCGCUGGUUGAAAGUGGUUGUGGCGGUGGCUGCCACGGUGUGGUGUUUACUCGUUCGUUUCUUCUGUGUUUUUUUUCCAUUUUCGAACUUUGUUUUGCUUGUAGUUCGGAAAACUCCGAAAACUCCUAGAACGUUCUCCGCGCUCCGACCCCACAUGUAUGGUGUCUUUACGCGACGGCUAGAAAACGGAAUUUGCUUGUCGAGUCCAAUGUUUCCGGGAGCAUGAUGACAUCUGAUACCUCGACCAGGAACUGCGAAAGACCAUUGCUGCCUUGAGUGUUUGAUAGUCGUCGGGAGACGGACUGCUCACUAGAGAUGGAUUCUUGACGUUAGGAUAUCUUCUUCUAGACAACUCCAUGAAAGGAAGAGCCAGAGAAGGUCAGUCAUAUUUCGAGAUGCCGUGUGCAUUGCGUAAAGAUUGGGGAUAAUUGGCAAUGAUAAUUCCGUUUUCUAGGCCAUUUCGUGUUGAGCAUGGGCCUGAGGAGGAGACCAGUAUAAUUGUCAUGGUGUACACAUGUU